CCUCUUGUCUUCUUCUUCCUCUCCAUUUCAUACACAAGAAAAACACUACAGUAAGAGAGAUAGAACACAAAUAUAAACACUUAGAGAGAGAGAGAGAUAUAGAGAUAUAUAUAGAGAGAGAGAAGCUGUCUUCUCUGGAAUUUGAGAUUAGUAGUGAAAAGUGAUAAGAUAGAAUCGAAAAUGGCCAAACAUGAAGGACACUCACUUUUGCAGUGUUUUCUUGUGUAUAAAUAUACAUAUGUGUUCUUAUUCGCAUAAAUAAAGGUGAUAAUUUCAACCAAAGGCUGCUCCUUCAACAACCUCACAAGAGCUGAGUUCUUACUUUCUGCUCCCAAUGAGGCAUUAUAGCAAGUGACUUUGCUAGUUUGCCACCAUGUUGGAGGGUCCAUCAUAUCUUGUAUCUCGAGACCUAACUAGAGCCUGUGAGCAAGAGAGCACAUGGAUUUAUACUGCUUCCCUUGUCACAGAAAAUUCAAAGGAGAAACGCCGUUUGGAAGAGGAAGAAGACAUUGCACUGAGGAAGUCCUUGAAGCUGGCUGAUUGCCUAGAGAAAGAGGAAACGGUGCAGGGUUUUCAUGAUCUUUCAUUGUCGCAACGAGAAUUAACUAGUAAUGGACAAGAAGAUGCAAAUCAUUCUGAUAGAAACGAUCUAAUCCAUCAAAUUGGCCGAGACCUUUCAGUAAAUUGCCUACUUCACUGUCCAAGGUCAGAUUAUGGCUCAAUUGCCUCGUUGAACCAAAGCUUUAGGUCUCUUGUUCGUAGCGGGGAGCUAUAUAAACUAAGGAGAAUGUUGGGUAUUGUAGAACAUUGGGUUUAUUUAUCUUGCAACCUUCUUGAAUGGGAUGCCUUUGACCCCAAUACUGGUAGAUGGAUGCACUUGCCUACAAUGACAUCAAAUGAAUGCUUCAUGUGUUCUGACAAGGAAUCACUGGCUGUUGGUACCGAACUUCUUGUUUUCGGGAAAGAAAUAGAAUCCCAUGCAAUCUACAAGUACAGCUUGUUGACUAAUUCAUGGUCGCCUGCAAUGAGGACGCAUACACCUAGAUGCCUGUUUAGCACUGCGAGCCUUGGUGAAAUUGCAAUUGUGGCGGGUGGUUGUGAUUCAACCGGAAAUGUACUAAGCUCUGUAGAGCUUUAUAACUCUGAGACUGGAACUUGGGAGAUUUUGCCUAGUAUGAAUAAAGCCAGAAAACUGUGUUCAGGAGUGUUCAUGGAUGGAAAGCUGUAUGUGCUUGGAGGGGUUGGGGCGGGCAGUUCGAAUAUACUCACCAGCGGGGAGGUAUACGACCUGAAAACAAGGAGUUGGGUCGAGAUCCCUGAAAUGUUCCCUGCACGCGGGGAAACUAACGAUGCUCCUGCAACAGCCAAGGCGCCCCCUCUUCUCGCGGUUGUGAAGAAUCAACUGUAUGCUGCUUUCUAUGCUGAAAAAGAAGUGUUGAAGUACAACAAGGAGAGGAACUCAUGGAGUGUAAUAGGAAGGCUUCCCGAGCAGGCAACAUCGGUGAAUGGUUGGGGCCUAGCCUUUAAGGCGUGCGGUGAUAAGCUUAUUACGAUUGGGGGUCCCCGGGCGAUGAAUGGAGGAUUCAUAGAGAUCAAUUCUUGGGAGCCUGAUCAAGGCGAAGGCCAGUCCCAGUGGAACUUGCUGGGGAGAAAGCAUUUGGGAAGUUUUGUCUACAAUUGUGCAGUGAUGGGUUGCUGACAUCUCUGAUUUUGAAGAUGCUAUCCUCUCCAUACUUAGCUUGUAUUUACUAAACUCUCUCUUUCUCUAUCUCUCUUGUGCCUACCAUAAGAGCAUAUCAGUGAUCAAACUGUAUUCCAAAGAUCAAUAAUCAUCACCUAGUUUUCUUUGUUGAAAAUUACUUCUUCGCCAUUUUCGCA
Molecule: messenger RNA, 1878 nt
Organism: Ipomoea triloba (trilobed morning glory)
Lineage: Eukaryota; Viridiplantae; Streptophyta; Magnoliopsida; Solanales; Convolvulaceae
Product: F-box/kelch-repeat protein At1g74510
Exons: 3
Coding region: 374-1699 (441 amino acids)
Cellular component (GO): nucleus
Molecular function (GO): protein binding
Source: RefSeq, a predicted model, not a curated record